Triticum aestivum (bread wheat) is the source of this 4684-nucleotide messenger RNA. RefSeq lists its product as uncharacterized. The transcript has 24 exons. Gene Ontology annotation, molecular function: oxidoreductase activity; methyltransferase activity. The coding region runs from base 1895 to 4279 and encodes 794 amino acids. The record is from RefSeq and is a predicted model, not a curated record. NCBI's taxonomy places the organism in Eukaryota, Viridiplantae, Streptophyta, Magnoliopsida, Poales, Poaceae.
CCCAAGUGACCACCUAGAGGAAGAGCUAGCGAGAUGAGAGUUGCGGUGGUGGGAGCCGGGUUGAGCGGGCUGGCAGCGGCGCAGGAGCUCGCGGCGAGCGGCGGCGCUCGCGUGACUGUGUACGAGAAGGAAGACUGGCUUGGCGGGAGUGCCAGGACCGUGCCCGUCGACGACGGCGCCGGCCUCGUCCACCUCGACCUUUGCCCCAUGGUCUUCAACCAGGUUAUUUUCCGCUGUAUGCACUGGCUUCAUACGUGGUGUAUUCUACAUCGAACGAAGUAUAAACCGUUGUUCAAGGCGGUGUGUAUGAGGUUGGAGAUGGUGGCCAUGGAGGUUUUUACCCAACAUGGAUGGUAGCAUAACUCCGGAUCGGUCCACCGCCUCCUUCAAGAUAGGCAUAGUGUCGGUCCUAUAUGAAUUUUCUGCUGCUGAUAUGUUGUUUUAUAUUUUCUUUUGUCAGAUUGUCGGUCUUUGGCCAUGUGCAUCUUAGUUGUGCAGAGACCGUGUGUUGCUUAUCAUGCUAUAUAUCCGCUUGAUGCUACAUUUUGAGUUAAUAAAAGUGCCUUUUAUCAAAAAAUAAAACUACUCCCUAGAGCAUGUCCAGAUAGACAACUAGAAGUACUCUAAUUAGAUCAUCUACUUUUUUGGGACUAAUUAUAUCAUCUAGUUGAAGUGACUUCACAUACUUUAUUUCAUAUAUAUACCCCACAACCAGUUAGUACAUAGGAUCCCACAAGUAAAUAACCCGACAAGAAUAUGAUAAUCUUAUUUUGCCAAAUACACAUGUUAUCGUUCCUACCUAGGGAAGGCACGUCUAUUGUAUUAUUAAUAAGGAUAAGGCUCAUUUGACUCGAAGGAUUUCAUAGCAUUUUUAGAGAAUUUGUAUUGAUCCUAAUCUUAGGAGUCAAAGUACUAAGAACCAUUCAACUAACUGAAUUCAAAAUAUUGUCAAAAUUAGUUUAACUAAUGGAAAAUAUCCAUAUACUCCCUUCAUUCCAUAAUUUAGUGCAUAUAGAUUUUUUAAAAAGUCAAACCUCAUAAAUUUUGACAAAGUUUGUUGAGAAAGAGAUUUACAUAUAGAAUGUCAAACAUACAUCAUUAGAUUAAUCAUGAGAUUUAGUUUCAUAUUUUAUAUAUUUGGUACUAUAGAUAUGAAAUAUUUUCUCUGUAAAAUCGAUCAAUGUUGCAAAGUUAGUUUUUUUAAGAAUUUUGUAAGCCCUACAUUAUGGAAUGAAGGGAGUGUUACAAAAAAAGAAAGAAAAAUUGCAUGCACCUCAAUAUAAAUUUAAAGUAAUAACAUGAAAUAUCUACAUUUAAAACCAUUUUGAUAUAUUUAUUUUCAGUUAAAACAUUUUAAAAAUAUUUUCAAAAUUGGCUUAGCUAUUGACAAAUAUUUCUAUAAUGCAAAAGUAAAAAAUAUUCGUAUGUUUAAUUUGAAAUGUUCAUUUGAUGUAUAAAAAUGUCCCAUUAUACGUUUUAUGUAUUGUAAAAUAGAGUUCAUGUUUUUCAAAAGAGGGAUCAUGUUUUUGAAAAUAGUUAUCCAUGCAUGUAUAUAUGAAUAACAAAAAAAAUGUAAAAUGUACACAAAUACAAGAAGAGAAAAGAAAGUAAAUACAUAAACAAAUAAAAGGAUAAAACAAUUGUAUUUUGUUUACAUAAGCUAAUGAUUAUGUUGGAAAUGGAAUUUCACUUCUUUCACAUUUGUACCUAUAUAAUGAUAUUUAGGUAUGCCUAUCAUCUUAACUACUAUGACUCGUAACAGAAUGUUUAACCUCUUAAUGAACACAAAAUAUAUUUUAGACAUUUUAAACAUGUGUUAAACUGUGAUAAAAAAACAUGUGUUAAACUUGUUAUAGUGUUAUAUUAUGCAUUGAACCAGGCAACAUGUCCCAACAUGAUGCAAUUGUUAGAGUUUCUCGGGUUGGAAAUUGAAAGAACGGAGAUACCUUUCUCGGUGAGCAUAAAAUUGGAUAAUGGAAGCCAAUGCUACUGGAGCACUAGCAAUGGUAUCUCAAGCCUUUUGGCACAAAAGAGCAAUGCAUUACGGCCUAGCUUUUGGUGCAUGAUCCGUGAGAUAAUUAAGUUCAAGACCGACGUGCUCAGGUACCUGGAUUAUUAUGAAAGUAACCCUGAUCUUGAUCAAAAUGAAACUUUGGGGCAAUUUGUUCAGUCGCAUGAAUAUUCACACCUUUUUCAAGAAGCUUAUCUUAUUCCUAUAUGCACAUCUGUUUGGUGUUCUCCAUCACAAGGAGUUCUGGGGUUCUCUGCUGUCUCUGUGCUGUCAUUUUUCCGAAACCAUGACCUUUUUCAGUUGUUUGGGCACCCUGAGUCCUUCAUUGUCAAGGGUUGUUUGCAGUCAUUUGUAGACAAGGUAAGAGUGGAACUAGAAGGCAUGGGUUGUCGAAUUAAGACCAGCUGUGCAGUCAAAUCUGUUUCAUGUGAUGACGGAGGUGGUUAUAGAGUCCAAGAGGAGGAUGGUUCAGAAGAAAUUUAUGACAAAGUCAUACUUGGGAUUCAUGCUCCAGCUGCUCUGAAAGUACUAGGUGCUGAAGCUACACAUGAGGAAUUGAGAAUUCUUGGUGCUUUUCAGUAUGUCUGCAGUGAUGCAUACCUCCACUGUGAUAAAAGUUUGAUGCCACAAAAUUUAUCUGGAUGGAGCGCCUGGAACUUUCUGGGGGAAACAAGCAGGGAUAUGUUUGUUACCUACUGGCUAAACCUGAUUCAGAACAUUGAAUCUGCUAAGACAUUCCUUGUGACGAUCAAUCCACCUCGUGUUCCGGAUCAUGUACUACUUAAAUGGUGUGUGAGCCAUCCUGUUCCGUCUGUGGCUGCUGUGAACGAAUCUAUGCAGCUUGAUCAGAUCCAGGGGAAGAGAGGAAUAUGGUUCUGUGGGGCAUAUCAAGGUCAUGGUUUCCACGAAUACGGACUGAAGGCUGGCAAAGCAGCAGCUCAAGGUGUGCUUGGAAAGAAAUGUGACAUUCUGGUGAUCCCAAAGCAGAUAGUCCCAUCGUGGACCGAGGCCGGGGCACGUCUUCUGGUAGCAAGAUUUCUUAACCGAUCGAUAUCCAUCGGAAACUUGAUAUUGCUCGAAGAUGGAGGCAGCAUGCUUAGCUUCGGAAAUGUUAGUUGCAAACACCAUGUAAAAUCAGUCCUGCGAGUUCAUGACCCAAUGUUCUAUUGGAAGGUUGCAACAGAGUCUGACCUUGGUUUGGCAGAUGCCUACAUUAACGGUUGGUGCUCUUUUGCUGAUAAAAAAGAGGGCCUUCUGAAUCUGUUCCUGAUUUUUAUAGCCAACAGAGAUGCACCUAAGAGCAGUAGCAACGUUGUCAGCAAAAGGGGUUGGUGGACACCUAUGCUUCUAACCGCUGGGCUGGCAUCUGCUAAAUAUUUUUUGCGCCACACCUCAAGGAAGAACUCUGUAACACGAACUCGUCGAAAUAUCUCACAACACUAUGAUCUGGGCAAUGAUUUCUUCUCGCUUUUUCUGGACAAAACGAUGACAUACUCUUGUGGAAUUUUCAAGAGGGAGGAUGAAAGCUUAGAGGAAUCCCAGAUACGUAAACUGAACCUUCUAAUUGACAAGGCGAAAGUUGAGAGGGAUCAUUAUGUCCUUGACAUCGGCAGCGGCUGGGGCAGCUUAGCAAUACAAGUGGUCAAGCAAACUGGCUGCAAAUACACUGGAAUAACAUUGUCGGAGGAGCAGCUUAAAUAUGCUCAGGGAAAAGUUAAAGAAGCUGGCUUAGAGGAUCACAUAACUUUCCUGCUGUGCGACUACCGUCAGAUACCAGCUCGCAAAUAUGACAGAAUCAUAAGCUGCGAGAUGAUCGAACAUGUUGGCCAUGAAUACUUGGACGCAUUUUUUACCUGCUGCGAGUCUCACUUGGCUCAAGAUGGCAUUUUUGUCCUACAGGCCAUCACCAUGCCGGACGAACUCUACGAGGAAUACAUUAGAAGCCCAGGCUUCAUAAAAGAAUACAUUUUCCCUGGGGGUUCACUUCCUUCUUUAUCCCGGAUAACAUCUGUGUCCGCCUCUGCUAGACUCUGCAUAGAGCACCUCGAAAAUAUUAAUGGCGACCAGUAUUACCUGACUCUGAGGAGCUGGAGGGACAACCUAAUGGCCAACAAAGAUGAAAUUUUGGCACUGGGCUUUGAUGACAAGUUCAUCCGUGUAUGGGAGUACUACUUCAUAUACUGUGCAGCCGGUUUCAGAACAAGGACACUUGGAGAUUACCAGGUUGUGUUUUCUCGUCCGGGCAACAAUAAGCUGGCCCUGGCUUGAGAACUGAUCCUUGAUCCUCUUCACUCAGCUACCAAGCUAUGUGUAUCUAGCGCUCAUCUUAAUCCUUGAUCCUUGAUCUUGUCAGUUCUUUCAAGGUUUGCAGCUGGGCUCCCGGUGGCCUAAGAGUGGUUUUUAUCUGUGUUGCUUUAAUGGUUCAUGUGGUUUGUACGGGCAGUGUGUUCUGCUCAUGUAUCUUUUGUUGCAAAAAUUUCAGUUAUUUCCAAAAUAGUAGUGUAGUAUUGUUGCUCCAGAAUCCUAUGAGAAAGAGUUAGUUCACCUGUUUUAGCUGUUACCAGAUACCAGUUCUUUACCAUACUUUUAGCAUUGACCCCCUUUCUUCUACCAUGUACCUUUUUCUAGAGGUUAUAGGAGACGUUGAUUAUGCUAUUGUGCAUGAUUCCUCAA